AUGGCCGUCUGCGGCGACAAGUCCUGGGGCGAUCCCUCCCCCGAUACCGGUCCCCUUCAAGCGCCACAGCAUGAUCUCGAGUCUCCUCGCUUCACCGGGAACAGCACCGCGACACCUCUUCCCCUGUAUCUUGUUCUCUUGAGCCUUUCUUGCCUCAAGGUUGUCUCCGCCCACGCUCAGCCCAUUGAGCACUACCCCUUGCCUUCCGACCACCAGCGCCCUACGCCUCUCCUCAACGCCAUCGGUGCCGCCGCCAGCUGGGGCGUGAGUUCCAUCGCCUCAUCUGCCGGAUACAACUUCGUCCCCCAGGCCGCCGACCAUGCUUUCGCCAAACGCCACCUCGAGUCCGGUCACAUGGACACGAAGCGCAUCGUCUUCGCGUGCAUGAUCCCCGUCCUCGUCUGUCUGUCUGGCGUGUUUGCUGGCCUGACCCUUGCUUACUUCUCCGUCGACCAGACGCAGCUGCAAGUUCUCGCCGUCUCAGGUACUCCGAAGCAGCAAGAAUACGCCCGCAGGACCAUGCCCGUUCGCAAGGACAGCCACCUCCUUCUGACCACGCUCAUUCUCGGCAACAUGAUCGUGAACGAGGCGCUUCCGGUCAUCACCGAUGGUGUGCUCGGCGGUGGCAUCUACGCUGUCAUUAUUUCGACAGUCCUCGUCGUCAUGUGA
Molecule: messenger RNA, 669 nt
Organism: Trichosporon asahii var. asahii CBS 2479
Lineage: Eukaryota; Fungi; Basidiomycota; Tremellomycetes; Trichosporonales; Trichosporonaceae
Product: morphology protein, Mam3p
Exons: 3
Coding region: 1-669 (222 amino acids)
Biological process (GO): magnesium ion homeostasis
Cellular component (GO): intracellular membrane-bounded organelle
Source: RefSeq, a predicted model, not a curated record